Messenger RNA from Phytophthora nicotianae INRA-310, 1399 nucleotides. RefSeq lists its product as hypothetical. Gene Ontology annotation, biological process: inositol phosphate biosynthetic process. Bases 183 to 872 code for a protein of 229 amino acids. Lineage: Eukaryota; Oomycota; Peronosporomycetes; Peronosporales; Peronosporaceae. Gene Ontology annotation, molecular function: inositol-1,4,5-trisphosphate 3-kinase activity; inositol tetrakisphosphate kinase activity. The record is from RefSeq and is a predicted model, not a curated record. The transcript is spliced from 2 exons. Gene Ontology annotation, cellular component: nucleus; cytoplasm.
ACUCGGGCCAUGCUUGUCAGAUGCAAUUCUGAGUUUGGGCUGUUACAAAAAAAAAUCUGAUCAGGACCAAUUGCUGGACCAAUCAACAUAAAUUGCCACAAAACGCUAGAAGAUGGCGGCUGUGCAGGGUUUCACGGAGAUGGCGCACCAAGUGGGCGGCCACGCCACAUCCAAGACGAGUAAUGACAUCUGCAUUAUUUUUCUUUAGUUACUACUGGAUGCUGGUCUUAGACGUGCAACUAUCGCCGUGUUUGGCAGGUCUGAAGGCCCACAACGGACGUAUCUUAAAGCCUUUCCAGAGCAAACAGAGGGGAGAGCGAGAGUGCGAAUUCUACGAGCGCGUGUUCGCGACUGAGAAGGAUUUGCUCGAGUUCGCAGCGCUGAGGAAGUUUCUGCCAAUGUAUCACGGCACAGUUAUAGUCCCAGAAGUGGAGGACGGCCAGGAGGUCAAUGGUGUGCACCCAGGACAGUACUUGGUACUGGAGGACCUGACGUGGGGGAGGAAAUGGCCCUGCAUCAUGGAUGUCAAGAUGGGAACCAGAUCUUAUGAAGACAAUGCGACGGCUGAAAAGAUCGCGUACGAGAAGUCCAAGUUCCCAUUGCAAGAGACUCUGGGGUUCCGUAUCCAGGGUACAAAAGUGUACAACCCCAAGAAACAGGAUUACGAUGAGUUCGACAAGUACUUUGGUCGUGGUAUCACCUCCGUGGAUCAGCUGGCUCCAGCAUUCCGUAGCUAUUUUCCAGAGGAUACAUCCAAGACCAUAAAGUUGUUGGAGACGGUGGGUUUAGUGAAUAGUCAGCUUCCUGAAAUUCUGACGCUCUUUUUUUUUUUUAUUAUUUGUUACUCUCUAUUCAGUUCUUGCGUCGCCUAGGCCAACUGAAAGCGUGGUUUGACGAGCAGCGAGGGACGGAGUUUAUCGCCAGCUCUUUCCUCUUCCUGUACGACGGCGAAGAUUCACCCAACGACGACAAAACCGUGGCAGAGGACUUUGGAGCUGACAUCCGCCUCAUUGACUUCGCCCACGUCACUAAACCAACUUCCCCUAAGCGGGAUGAAGGGCUGCGAACCGGCAUUGCCACUUUGAUCAAUUGUUUCCAAACACUUCUCCGAGAAGCCCAAACCCAGCAAGAUCGCUAAACAAAUCGCGUGGAUACAGCCGACCAAGUCUCGUGAGUCAUAGAAAAGUGCUCUCGGGUCUUCGAUCUUCGACGUCUUCUAACAGCACGAAUAUCUUUGUCUAAACCCCACCAUGUGCUUCUUGUAUCCGAUGGUUUCACUUCAGCCUGAGCCUUGCGGCAUGGUCUAGUUGAAGCUGUAAAGUCGAUGGAAAAAAACCGUUUCGGAAAAAAAAAGUAUAAUAUAGAAUUGUGCACCAAGCUGUCCUAUAACGGCGUCCAU